Molecule: messenger RNA, 5018 nt
Organism: Physella acuta
Lineage: Eukaryota; Metazoa; Mollusca; Gastropoda; Physidae
Product: cyclin-Y
Biological process (GO): regulation of cyclin-dependent protein serine/threonine kinase activity
Molecular function (GO): protein kinase binding
Source: RefSeq, a predicted model, not a curated record
UUUUUUUUUCAAAAUGGAUGUUUUCCAUUUCCGCUCCUGACCGGGUCUUGAUAGAAAUAAAGAAAUGAGUUCAAAUUCUCUGUGAAUCUGCUUUGUAGUGAGGAGAUGCUGAUUCUAACAGCAGAACUUUAUAAACAUCUAAAGAUUGUUUUCAUCAUAGAUAUGUAAUCCAUCAACAAGCAUGCUAAACUUCUCUGUGAACUCUUCACCCAUAUCACUGACCAAAGCUCAUAUUGAGUGUUGACCAAUCAAACACAUACUGUUUGUCAUGGGGAACAAAAAUUCGUGCUGUGUGUAUCACAGUCCCAAAAAUCGCGGCAAAAAAAGUGAAAAUGUGUACGUAUAUCAGCAGCCAGGUUCAACGGUCGAAGAAGAGGGCGUCAACACUGUGCAGCCACCACCCACAGCAACCAUGUCUGGUGGUGUACCUCACAUUAGUGAACGAGAGCCAGAAGAAAGUGAUCAAGAUCCGUCCAGUCACCCAGGAGCUAAACCAAUAUUUUCUACAAAGUCUGAAUCUGAAAUACAAAGAAAUAACCGCUUGCGCAGGAGGAGUCAGAUGAUUCUCACACACUCAGGCCAUAAACAUCAUGUGGAUGAGUUUGGCCAACUGCGCAAGUUUAGUUCCUGCUCCACCAUUUACAUGGAUGACUCCACUGUCUCACAGCCCAACUUAAAGACGACCAUCAAAUCUGUUGCCCUGGCUAUUUUCUUUCACAUCCGUAACCGUGCACCUUUAGACGAGGAGAAAGAGCAAAGUCUGGCCGCACUUGAGCCAAAUAUUCUACAGAUCUUUGAUGAGAAAGCUCACCCACUUUCUAAGGAUCCUGUACCCGAUGACUAUCAAAAGCGUGACCCGGAACACAAAAUAAUUUAUCGCUUUGUUCGUAAUCUCUUCAAUGCUGCCCAGCUGACAGCAGAGUGUGCAAUUGUGACAUUGGUUUAUCUGGAACGUCUCUUAACUUAUUCUGAAAUCGAUAUCAAUCCUGGUAAUUGGAAGAGGAUGGUCCUGGGUGCCAUUAUUCUAGCAUCAAAGGUCUGGGACGAUCAGGCUGUGUGGAAUGUGGAUUUCUGCCAGAUUCUUAAAGAUAUUCAAGUAGAUGAUAUGAAUGAAUUAGAGAGACAAGUGCUGGAACUUCUACAGUUUAACAUCAAUGUACCUUCUAGUGUCUAUGCUAAAUAUUACUUUGAUCUGAGAGCACUGGCUGACGCUCAUGAAAUAGUCUACCCACCGGAACCACUGGAUAAGGAAAGGGCGCUGAAAUUAGAGGCAUUGUCAAGUGUAUGUGAAGACAAGCUGAGGCUAUGGCACCGGAAGAACCGCAGACGUAUAGCCUCACUCGAUGGUCAUAUGUGGGCACGGCAUCGAGCAAAAGCUAUUUUAUCAUGACCUCUGGCCCCUGUGGUAGACAUCUGUGACAUCGGACAGUUACUUCCCUGUACAUACAUAAUGAUGCUGUUAAAACACAUCAAUGGACAAAGUUGUACGUGGCACUUGAUACGGCUAAAGAUAUGUCAAUGUCUUGGCCUUUAACAUGGACUAUAACAGUUGUGACGGGUGACAUUUUAUUGUACAUUAGUUCUUCUACUGCUAAGUCAUGGUUGUAUUUAUUUUAUGUUGUUUUACGUUUGUACGAGGCAGGAAGACCCUGCUGGAUUUUAUGCAUACGUGAAGUUAUGCUCCUGUCUUUCUGUGCGAUACUUUGUACAUAUGUGAAUAUUUUACAUUGGUAGUAUAGCAACCAUUUUGUUGUCUCAAGGUUAUGUUAGUUUUUAGAUUUUAGGUACUCAAUGAGCUCAAUAUUAUCAGAUUUUUUCCCCCUUCUAUACAUAAUGUUCUAUAACAUUUUUGUUUUGCGCCAGUUUCCAUUACCAGUAGACAUGUACAGAAUCAUUCAUUUGUUAUAUUUGUCAUUUAUACUUCUUUUGCUGAACAGGAUGAGUGUUAAUACAGUCAGAAUGUCAAUAGUCUCUCUUGCCAAAUUUUAAAUUAUUUGUAAACAAAUAUCUUUGUCUAGUGAAAUUAGAAUGUGUGAUUGUUGUUAUUACUGUAACGGGUGUGCACUAUUUGGUUGGGGGGCAUCUUUAGAACAAGUUGUAGUUUAAGUAGUAUUUUUAGUUAUGUGAUGGGUAAUAAUUUUUGUUAAUAUUUUUCAUGUUUAGCUUUGUUUUACAAAGCUUCUAUUUUUAAUUUACUUGUCUGCAGGUCCAGAGUUUUGUUUUGUUUUGUGUCUGUGAUUAUCUUUCUUUGCUUCAUUAUCCACCAUAGCAUGAGAAUUACCUCCCUUAUAUGUAUGAGGAGAUGACACAAAUCUAUCCAAAUUUCAGCAGAAUGAGGAACAAGUUUAAGCUUAAUUUGAAGUAUAAAAUAUUUUAUUCUGAGCUCUUGUGGCACAUUAUCUUUGUGAUGUUAUAUCAGUGUUAUAUCACCUAUAUUUCCUAACUUGCUUAUUUAUUGUUUUUUUUUUUUUUAAAACUAGUCUACAUAAUAAAUCUGUUACAUGGAGAGAACUACCAAAAUUUUGAAACUGCUGUGGGUAAAAUUAGACAUCAUCUAUUGGGUGUAGACUUCUAUCCUGUUAUCUUUUUAUAGCUAGAUGUGAACCAUCUGAUUUAUCACCCGUUUACUGUAUAUUAUUAAAUCCACUUGUGUUUAAUAUUCACCGUUUUUUCCCUCACAAAAAAAAUGAAGGCACGCUUUAACCUGAUCAUAGCAUUGAUGUGUUCCUAUUAACCCACUAAAACAACCUUGUGAAUCUUCCGAGGCAUUUGGUGUGUUUAAUGCUAAGCUUAUUAUCAUUUAGAUCAUUGUUUGAAUGGUUAUACACUAUUAUAUAAAAAUUGAACAUUAUUAAUGAUGGAAAACUGCAUUUCUCAGUAGUAGUUUGCUAUGCUUGUGAUACUUCUAAGCAUUUGAUUAAUAAACAAUUAGCUGUUGAGCCAUGGGGUAUCUGUUUCAUGCCGCGAUAUUUUUAAACAACAGCUGCACAUUGUUAGGUGCUGUGUGACAAUUUUUAGCAAUUUGUGAUUUUAUUUUGUUUAAAAUAUGGAAAUGCUUUUUAAAAAACCAAUAUGGCUGUCAGCAUUUACUUAUUUUUCUACAACUGUUUCAAUGUGUAUUUCAUUGUAAAUAAAUGCUAUUGAAUAAACUCUAUAUUUGCCUGUUGUAUUUGAAAAUGAAAGCUAUGAAGGCACAUUUUUUGAUGCAACUAAAAGUUGAUUUUUAUGAAGCUAUUUUUAGUAAUUAGUGUUUCACAUUGUUUUAUUUUUCUUAUAGAUAAUCAAAAUGACAAAGUUCACUUAGUUUCUCCAGUUUCUUACAAAUUGAUGAUUAAUAUGAAAAUAAGAAUUUUCAGACUUUUGGAUAAUACAUCCUAUUAAAGGUUAUUAAAGAACGGCUACUUGGAAAAAAUAUAAAAAAAAUAAAAUUUACCCUAUAAAUUUUAAAGUGGUUAUUCCUUAGUUAAUAUCUUAAAAUGCUGUUACCUAAAACUUAAAUGAUUUUACAAGUCAGUCAAUGGCAUUAACUAACGAGGUGUUGUGUUCAAGCGACCACAAAGGUAUUCCAGCAUGCAAACACAAUUUUCAAAACAAGAAUUUUUUUCUGUAAGAUUUUUUUUGUCUGUAAAUUUUUUUAUCAAACUUAUUUAAAAUGCAUCCACCUUGAUCUAUAUGCCUACUGGCCAAAGAGUUCUGUCCCAUAUUGGGAACCAGUAUAUAAAAAUUGGCUGAUUAAAAGUGUGUGGAUAGAACAAAAAAUAAAAGCUCACAAUUAAUAAUUCCAAGACAAGAAAACAAUUCUUUCUUGUGUAUUUCUACAGUAUUUUAAAUCCUUUUAAGUUGAAAUCCUGAACAAAAUUUCCCUUUAAAGUUUGUAUAGUGAUGGGACAUGGGGUAGCCUACUGCGUGCUUAUUUAAAGGUUAUUGUUUUUGUAAUGAAAUUUAGUGUAGUUUGUGUGAGUCAGACAGGCAUUCAGUAUUUGUAUAAAUCUUUGUAAGCUUGGCUAGCUUUGUGUGAAUCUCAAUUUUUUUUUUCUUUACCAAGUGUGCUAUUCUUCAAACAUUUAGCAAAAAAAAAAGUUGUGGGGUUUAUGAACAUUAGUGUUUUGGGAUGUCAUGUGUCAUCUGGUUGCUGAUGUCAGUGGUCAGGGUAACUGUCAUUUGAGUGACAUGUCACUGGUUAGGGUGACAAUCCCAGCUGUCAAGUAUUGAUGCUGAAUGUAGAGGUGUCACUGAUGUUGUCUAGAGUACAUUAAACAAGUGUAUUGCUACUUGUGCUCAAAUCUUUGUUUACAUUUUAAACAAGCAAAACCCUACCCAUCCGAGGACUAUUUUGACAAUACCACUUGCGCUGUUCAUUAAAACUAGUUGCAUUUUUAAAAUUGGAUAUCAAAACGAAUUUAAUGCAUGCUUAAAUAAUUUAAUAUUUUAUUUUAAAUAUUCAUUUUUUAAGUCUGUUUCUGUUUAUCCUCCCUUCAAAAACCACAUGAUUUUUUACUUGGAUAUUUAUAUACACCCUUGAAUAACAUUAUUUGCACUCUCAUACAAAAUGGAAAACUUGUUGCUACCCUGAAAGCUUUACUCAUUGUGUCAGUUUCUGCUUAUCACAUCGUGACUUGGCUUAGUCGCAGAUUUAUUAUUAACACAACGUAGAUAGUAUUGUUUCACAAUACUCAGAGAAGUAUUAAUCUGGCCAACCUAUGCUUCCUUUUUUCGCAGUCUGUUUGUGGUAGUGGUGGUGGUAAUGCUAGUUGUUUACGUGGUGCCUGUAGUGGUUCCAGCUGGUUUAAGGUUCAUGGCAAAUAGAACUAAAUAUUGCAUUGAAAUAUACAAUGAUUAUUCUGUGUUGUGUUUUUAAAUUGUAUACGCUAUUAACAAUUUUAUUAAUUAACAUUGCAGGCAAUCGUGAAAAAAAAAUGAAAAUGUGAAAAAAUGGAAUAAAAUACUUUUAACAGAACUUGAUUUGAAUUAUAUUUUUUUAAGUAGCCAUGUUUUUAUUUAUUUAGUAAAAUUUGUAA